Colletotrichum karsti is the source of this 420-nucleotide messenger RNA. RefSeq lists its product as uncharacterized. The transcript has a single exon. The record is from RefSeq and is a predicted model, not a curated record. NCBI's taxonomy places the organism in Eukaryota, Fungi, Ascomycota, Sordariomycetes, Glomerellales, Glomerellaceae. Bases 1 to 420 code for a protein of 139 amino acids.
AUGUACGAAGCAUUCUCAACGCCGGGACGUCGAUAUCAUUUGAUGCCGAUACCCACUUCGACGGCAUGGUCUGCGCUCGUCGCUUCGCAGCUCAACCCGGCCGAUACGCACAACCCUGAGCGCUUCAUCGUGGCUCUACCGCUGGCCUCGGUUGCCCGUAGAGAUACACUGGCCUUUUCCAAGCACGCCAGUCUUGGAGGACAAAUUCUGGCAAAAUCAAGCAUCGGAGUCGCCAACAUCGAUCGAACGAUUCGAACAAGCCUUGGUCAGUCAGCAGCCAGUCACAUGAGUUUGGAAGUCCUUCACUCCUGGCGGCGCGUUGUCUACCUCCCGAAGGCCUUUUUCUUCAUCGCCGCGCCUUCACCCCGACUUGCCAGGCCACGAUUUCUUGCCGCCGUAGGCGACUACUAUCAGCAAUGA